UGGCGCGCCCCGCACAGCCUCGGCUGCGGAGGGCGAGGGUGAGUCUGCCCCGCGGGCAGCCCCCACGUCACAGCCGGAGUGCGGGGAUAAAAGGGCCGGGAGGCGAGACGCAGCCGGACUCGUGGGGCUGCAGCGCCCCUGGUUGCUCCCCAGCAGAGGCGGGGGGCUGGCGAGGGGCACGUUGCAAAACCCGCCUGUUCACCUCCCGGCCAGGCAGCCUCUCCGGCCGCCCCGCGUAGCCCCCAAGCCCCUCAGCUGAGCGGCUCCCAAACUUCGCCUGCCCACGUGUUGCUAGCGGAGUCCCGGGGAGCCGAGGGGCGCCGCUUCCCUGACUCGCUGCCGCAGGAUGGCUGGAGGGGCCGCUCCGCUGCUUGCUCGGCGCUGAAGAUCAAAGGAGAUGCUGGGAGCUGCUGCCAGUUCGCAGCGCCUGGGCAGGGGAGCGGCCGGCGGGUGGUGACUCCGCAACCGGACCGGACCCUACCGCGGCGGCCCCCCGCGCUCAGCCUGGCACCUCCGCUCCCGGCGGCGCCUGCCCCGGCCCCGCCAGCCGGCUGAUUUGCUCGCUCUGAGAGAAGCUGCCCACCCUCGCCGCCCAGGAUGCAGUUUCGCCUCUUCUCCUUUGCCUUGCUCGUCCUGAACUGUAUGGAUUACAGCCACUGCCAAGCCGGCCGCUGGAGACGCAGCAAGAGAGCUAGCUAUGGACCAAAUCCAAUUUGCAAAGGUUGUUUGUCUUGCUCAAAGGAUAAUGGGUGCAUCAGAUGCCAGCAUAAAUUGUUUUUCUUUCUUCGACGAGAAGGAAUGAGGCAAUAUGGAGAAUGCUUGCAUUCCUGCCCAUCAGGGUACUAUGGACUCCGAGCACCAGAUAUGAACAGAUGUUCAAGAUGCAGAAUAGAAAACUGCGACUCUUGCUUUAGCAGAGACUUUUGCACCAAAUGCAAAGCUGGCUUUUACUUACACAGAGGCCGUUGUUUUGGAGAAUGCCCGGAUGGAUUUGCAUCCUUAGAGGAAACUAUGGAAUGCGUGGAAGGCUGUGAAGUGGGUCCCUGGAGUGAAUGGGGAACUUGCAGCAGAAAUAACAAAACCUGUGGAUUUAAAUGGGGUUUGGAAACAAGAACAAGGCAAAUUGUGAAAAAGCCGGCAAAGGACACAAUACCUUGCCCAACCAUUGCAGAGUCCAGAAGAUGUAAAAUGGCUGUGAGGCACUGUCCAGGAGGAAGGAGGACAGCAAAAACAAAGGACAAGAGAAAGAAGAAAAAGAAUUUAAUGGAAAGGGCUCAGAAGCAGCACCACAUCUUCCUAGCUACAGACAGAGCUAGCCAGUAAAGACUUUUUUGUUUGUUAUAUAUAUAUAUAUUUUUUUUUUUGCAAAGUGCACAAAAGCUGCUAUAUGCUCCUGCAUAUGGAUGCACUGCAAUUCAGCUGCUUUGACAGUAUUGGCUGCAAAUAACUUGUGAAAAAUGUCCACAGGUUUGUUUGUGUUAUUUAUACUUUUUAUUUUUUGACCCUGAAGACUCCAAGGGCCGGAGCGCACUGAGUUGAAUCAGUGGAAGUGGUGCCGAAGUGUGUCAAAGACUUUGCAUUCAGUGCCUGGGAAAUGGAAAUGGCCAAUGUGUUGACAUAAAAGUGCAACAGGAAAGAAGGCCGCAAAUCACCAUUAAAUAAUGGACUUGUGCAUAUUUAUAUAAAAGAGGAGGUCUGGGUGGUGUAGGUACUCUUGCAUUUAUGGCCUUUGUUUCUCAUAUUUGUACAUUUCAAGAGUAAAUGUAUAUGAAUAUCUGCUUAGUGUUAAUGUGCAUUAUUCUCUGCACCAUUCUCUGCACCCACUGUAUUGAAACAGUUGUAUAAUAAAACUGCUUUAAGAAGAUAUACCACAGGAGUUACUGCUUAGUGUUCUAGGAGCACAAUAGUCCUCAUGUGUACAUAUUAUGCUGUCUGUGUAUAAAUAAACUUAUUUACUGUA
Terrapene triunguis (Three-toed box turtle) is the source of this 1960-nucleotide messenger RNA. It is a transcript of the gene RSPO2, whose product is annotated as R-spondin 2. The record is from RefSeq and is a predicted model, not a curated record. The transcript is spliced from 6 exons. Bases 598 to 1323 code for a protein of 241 amino acids. Lineage: Eukaryota; Metazoa; Chordata; Testudines; Emydidae.